AGAACUGGUUUGAUUUCAACAGAAAAACCACAGCGACUAUUCACACAGGAAGGAACAUCAUGAAGAUUGUACCGUUAUGGAUUGUUUUCUGUGUAGUUUGUGUUAGCACUGUCAAUGGCGGGCGUCGAUUUAAACACCAAAGUCGAGGCAACGACGUUGACGACAAUGCUGAAUGGGAACUGGACUCCAAAGGGCUCGUGUCACACAUCGUCAAUCUCGAUGUCCUGCCUGACGUCAGUGUUGCCGAAAACAGCAAAGGGGAGAUAAUCGUGAAUCUUCGAGACACUUCCGUUGCUUACAGAUGGCAAAAGGGAUGGUAUCUGAUGAGCACCAAUGUCAGACAAAGACACGGAUUGGACGUCAAACACGUGGCCAUUAUACGAAAAAUACAACGCGUAAAUGUCGUCAGUCGUACAAAGGUCAAGGUUGAGGGUAUCAACGUCAGCCCCUUAGGCCUACUUCAGGAGGCACAAGUGUUCCUUAGAUAUCCCCACAUAACCAGCAAACAUGGUCAUCGCCAGAAGAGAUAUGUGUCCAAUCUUCUGUCUGACGUCUUGGACAAAAUCAACUUCCAUGCCACUGAUCGUGAUGAAUCCAUCAACUUUAAUCUUGAUCCCAAGACUGGUCAAUCAAGUAAUACAUACAGUGUAUACAAGGAGCAAGGUAAAAAGGAGGUCAAGGUCGAAAAUAUCGUCAAAGGUAAAACCAGUGCCAUUCCACGAGAUGUUGACUUUCGCCUGAACUGUAAGGAUUGUUUUGAAGUACGACACAUAGGGCAUACAAUGGACCUCAACGUAGAGAGACGAAACACGACAGCUAUUGUUAACAAAUUCCUCAUACAGAGUGACGUCAAUACCAUCCAAAACGUUGACUUCGACGUGGACUUCAGAAAAGCUCUUGGCGUUAAGGAAAGACUGAUCUUGGACAAGACACCUACAACCGUGUUACGGACUAUUCCAGUUGCAAAAGUGAAUGAGAAACUACCACCCAUACAACUAGUCAUCUCAUAUGACAAAACUGUGUAUUUAGAAGUCAACGCAACAUCUGAUGGACCAAUCAACUUCAAUGGCAAAUUCCAUGUACAAGGGAAUUAUACUGCGACCUCAACAGAAACAUCCGGACAUAUUCCGAAAACAGACCUGACCACAAUUGGCUGGUCAUCUUCAGACCUUUCAUUCCAUAGCCAUUCUGCAACAAGAUAUAACUUUUCGAUGGCCCUUUAUCAAGAGGUUACUCUACGAACUUCAGUACAGUGGUCUCAGCAUGACGUGUCUCUGGUGUUCACGCCGCCGGAAGUUGCAAGUUUCAGGCCUGUUAUGUACGCCCGUACUACCGAGGAUGAGUACAGUCGAUGUGAAAACACCUCGCUUACAGUUGACGGGGUAUUUACCUACGACAAGUCGGAUUUUGUGGCUAAAGCUUUCCACAAAACCGUAUGGGAUCUGGGAUUAGUAGCUACCACUGUCAUCCAUAAGUCUUUGGUAAAAGACACACUAUCUAGCGUCUGCUCUGCAAAUUGUGGCGCUCCAGUCGCUGAUGUCCAAGGGAAGACCAUGGAAGCGGUUUGUGGUGCAGCUGGACACGCCAUCGUCAGAGGAGAUGGCAAUUUUAAGAAGUUAACGUUGAUUGGAGGGGACUUCAUCCUGUUUCGGUCUGAAGAAACGGUCAGUGCAAGCUGGUGUGGAACGUCAAAUCGACCUUGUCGUACAUGUGUAUGGAGUGAUAACGGCGACAGUGAGGCCGAUGUUUGUGCAGACAGAUUAAUGACGUCUGCAGCAGCAGCAUCGUUGACUACACUUGGACAGUUUGCCGCACAGGAAUGGCCAAACCGAAAGCUGGUGGUGCUUGAAGCAUGGGAUGAACCAACGUCAGAUCACCCUCACGGAAGUCAUGGCGCAUCGUCACUUCACUAUUCCGGAAGAGCUCUACAGGUGGCGCUGACAAUUGAACAUCCGAACAGAACUAAAUCACUGCAGUUGGAAUCGUCAACCCCGUUGUUGAAGAGACUGUCAGAACUUGGUGCAUGCGCUGGGUUCCCAUUCUUUGAUGUCACUUCCGGUCAUGUUGAGUUCUGCGUCCAUGAUGGUUCAUCGCAUCAAACAAGGUCAAAGCGAUCGUCAAUCGGACCAACAGGAGACAAUAUGGAGAAAGGGUCGUUUCUUAGAACAAUGAAUGAAACUGGGCUUAAGUCGGCUUCUACUGCUUGCAAGAUUGGGCGUAUCAAGCAAACUGAUGUUCUUGACCAUAUCAUCAAUCCCCCAUUGAGGGAACAUGAUUUACAAUAUAGAUUAAUUCAGUAUCCAUAUGAAGACGUUAUAUUCAAGCCCGAGGGAUCAUCAUCAGCCACAUGCUAUCAGUCGACUAGGAGAUGCAAGAGCACGUGCAAGUGGUCUGACAGUACGGAACCCUGGGAUUGGUGUCAGACAAGGGUCAUGACCCCCAGAAUGGCGAUACGCCUGCGACGAUUGGCCGCUAUUGUUAGUCACCAGUAUCCAGGUGCAAAAUUAAAUGUGGGAAAGCCAUCCCUAGCAGCUCACCGAGGGUCGUCUAACGAUAUCCUGCUUGAAAUGAAUGGGAGGAAACUCCAGAUUGCUCGUCAGUCAGGCACAACACCAACCACAUCACAACUUCACUCUUUGGCGACCUGUGCAGGCUUUGACUACAUAGACAGUUCCAAGUCUUCAAAUAUUGAUGUCUAUGUCAAGCUUCAAGAUGGCUACAAGGCAACAAUUGUCCCUUUCCCGAUAACUACAGUGUUGGCGGUAGGGGUCAAGGAUGAAGACUAUGCAUACCCAUCAGCAUUGGUUGGCGAGUCCAGAAAGUCUCUACUGUUUGAUGGUUUUAAUAAGGACAUAGCACUCUCGCAACACUUCAAAAUAUCAGACUUCAAGCACUCAGAGAGAAGAUUCUUCAGACUCGAUGCAUCCCUCGUUGACUGUCUGGAGCUGGUGGUAAACGAUCUUGGACAAGAUGUCAGAGUUGUUCCAAAUUCUGCUUACAGGUCACACUCCAUCAACCUGCGUGACAUGGACCAUAGACAUUCCCAGGAAAAGCUGAGAUUUGAAGCAGGACAAGCAAUGCAUGUCAAGAGCAUCGCGGGCCAAUCAACAGAGGACCUUGUGAAUAUUGGACAAUCGUUUCUGAGAAGCUGUUCUCCAAUUCUUCGACUGCAGUCACGUGGUCUUGGCAUUGGUUGUCAUGGUGAUUCUUUAUACAUCGACAUUCGGCCGAUGACGCCUGGUGAUGUUCGAGACAUAGCUGAAGUGUGGGGUGCAGGAAAUGAGGCAGUCUUUGACAAGUUGCACAGUACCAUGGAAGAACUGAGGAAAGGGGGGCCAGCAAUAAAUCCCCUGAACCUGAAGAGGACGUGCAAAACACCACGGCUUGGUGAACAGUUUGCAUACUUCUCCUUCAACACACGUUCACUUGGGUUCUGUUUCCACGACCGAGAGAGCCAGUUCUGCCGUGACACCAAGAAACACAGACAGCAUCAGGCCGAGAAACUCCGAGAUGACCUGAUGAAAGUUGCAGGCACCACGAUGACCAGGAGUGCGAUAGAGUCGGAUCUACAGAAGUGUGUUCUGGACAACUGUGGAGGAUGUCCAGGCAAAGGAACAAUAUGGAAUAAAAAGGUGAGUGGAUGCGUGGGAAUGGUUCACACUUUCCUGGGGCUUGCCAAAAACCAGUUCAAAGACGUAGUUGACAAGGCUGCCUUCUUCAACAUCGACAACGCCGAAUCAAGUGUUCACUCCCUGGCGUGUCAUGACGGCCACGUAUGUUUGGAGAACACACAGCUGUAUUCCCUAAUAAUGCCUCUAAUGAAUUCCAAGUACCAGCCGGACCCACAGAUGAGCCGAGAGGAGUUAUUGUACAGUGGAGAUGACAACCCCUUGCCGCUGAUAUCGCUAGUGGAACAAGAGUUUGCAAAACAGGUGUCGGGCGUUGUGAAGGUUUAUAUAGAGUCGGAGGCAGACAUGGCCAGUAUGAGGGACGUUUUGAAGAUUCUGAUGAUCUACAACCGGGACGUGACUGAGGUGGAGUUCCAUCUGACGGACACGGUGGACCAGGACAACGUCAUGUCCGCCCUGCAGAGGAAGCUGGAGUACUGGUCGGGGACGGCCUGUCCACGGUGGAGUCGGUUUGCUGUGGCUGGGUACAGCGUCCAUGACAUCCCCCAUCACAGGAGGAGGAGGAGUCUAGAGAGGAGCAGGAGCAGGAACAAGGUGAAGAAAGCCAUGAAGGAGUGGGAGCUGGACUGGAUCAAGAAGAUGUGAACUGAUGGACAUGUUGUCGGAUUAUAGAUGUGUGACGUAUUUUAUGCAAAUAAUGAUUUUAUAUGUAUUCCGAGUAUAUCAAAUAUUAGAUUUCCUUUAUUCUAAUAUCCUAGUGCUUCCUAUUUUGACACUGCAGUUAUCUCACCGUGCGAUGGAACAUAUCCUUCUGUGAGUUAUGAGCAUAAACAUUAAUUUGGACUGGAUCCUAUCGUUACUCGGCAUAGUGCGAGGCAAUGCGACCUGUAUAAGUAUACUUCCACACAAAUUAUGUUGUCUGUAAAAAUGAUUUACUUUUUAUGUAGUGCAAAUAAACAGUGGCAUCAACUGUCA
This is a messenger RNA of Haliotis rubra (blacklip abalone), 4604 nucleotides long. RefSeq lists its product as uncharacterized. Gene Ontology annotation, molecular function: calcium ion binding; patched binding. Bases 60 to 4274 code for a protein of 1404 amino acids. The record is from RefSeq and is a predicted model, not a curated record. The transcript has 21 exons. Gene Ontology annotation, biological process: regulation of gene expression; smoothened signaling pathway; cell-cell signaling. NCBI's taxonomy places the organism in Eukaryota, Metazoa, Mollusca, Gastropoda, Lepetellida, Haliotidae.